ACAAUGUCGUAACCCGGAAGUUUACAUUUUGUUUUCGUGCCAUUUAUUUCCAAAAGAGACAUAGUUAUUUUAAUAGAUCCAUGAGUAUAGCUAAUACUUUACAACUAUUGCAAUAGUGCCUUGAUACAAAUAUGAGUUUAACAGUUACUUUGCUUAUUUUGUUUCAGAUGUACGAUUUACGUUUUUGCUAUCUUGAAAAUAAUAGGCCUAAUAUGGUUAUGGUUAUGAGUGAUGCAUUCGAUGGAAGACUGACCUUCAAAAACCAAGUGGUACAGCUGCCAUACAUAAAUUAUCUCCGUGAACUUGGUACAACCUUCCUGAACGCCUACAGUAACUCUCCCAUAUGCUGCCCUUCAAGAGCAGAGGGUUGUUUUAUGAUUGACAUUAAGUAAUGUGGAGUGGUCAGUAUGUACAUCGCACUGAGUCAUGGAACAACUUCAAGUGUCUUGAGGCCAAAUCAACAACGUGGAUGGACUUGUUGAGGGAAAGUGGAUAUACUACCAAAAUGAUAGGCAAGAUAGACUACAUCUCUGGAAGUCACUCUCUCAGUAAUCGCGUAGAGGCCUGGACACGAGAUGCUGAACUUCUUUUGAGUCAAGAGGGCCGCCCUGUUAUUGAUCUAGUUGGUAACAUGUCAACUGUGGAAAUACAGAGGACGGAUUGGCAGAACACAAGAAAGGCUAAACAAUGGAUUAUAAGGACUUCCCCCUCUGGCCAACCCUUUGCACUUUAUCUUGGUCUUAACUUACCCCACCCCUAUAAAACAGAAUCCCUUGGGCCCACAGCUGGGGGCUCUACUUUCCGCACUUCACCAUUCUGGUUAAGUAAGGUGGCUUCUGAUCAAAUCUCAGUUCCAAAAUGGCUUCCUUUUUCUGAUAUGCAUCCAGUUGACUAUUACUCUACCGUCACCAAAAAUUGCAGUAGUGUUUUUACAAAGGAGGAAAUAAUAAGGAUUCGUGCUUUUUACUAUGCCAUGUGUGCUGAGACAGAUGCUAUGCUUGGGGAGAUAAUUGCAUCACUAAGAGAAACUGGCGUGCUUAACAACACUAUUGUCAUCUUCACUGCCGAUCAUGGAGAGUUAGCCAUGGAGCACCGGCAGUUCUACAAAAUGUCCAUGUUUGAAGGCAGUGUUCAUAUUCCUCUCCUUUUCAUGGGGCCUGGCAUUAAAUCUGGUCUUCUGGUGGAUCAACUGGUGUCACUGGUCGACCUCUAUCCCUCUAUUCUAAAAAUUGCUGAUAUUUCAGCCCCAGCCAAUCUUAGUGGCUAUUCCCUUCUUCCUUUCAUGUCCAAGUCCCAUGGUUUCCACAAUCAUCAACACCCAGACUGGAUCUUUAGUGAAUAUCAUGGUUGUAAUGCUAAUGCUUCCACAUACAUGCUAAGAACUGGCCACUGGAAGUACAUCACAUAUUCAGAUGGUCAGCAGCUGCCACCACAGCUUUUUGAUUUAUCACAGGACCCAGAAGAGCUACAUAAUAUAAUUUUUAAAUUCCCAGAUGUGAGGGCACAUUUGGACAAAGUUUUAUGCAGUAUAGUAAGUUAUCCUUUGGUUUCUGACAGGGUCCAUGAAUAUAAUAAAAAAGCUUUUACGUCUUGGAGAAAUAGCCUUGGAGGAAAUUACAGCCAAGUCAUUGCAAAUCUCAGGUGGCAUACAGAUUGGCAGAAAGAUUCAAAAGCAAAUGAAAAAGCAAUUGAUCAGUGGAUAUAUGGCUUUAAAUAACUCUAUGGCACAGUAUUUAAGUAUUGCAAAGAUAUUUGUAAAGAUUUAAAAUAAAGAUAACAUUUAUUUGGAUACAAAAAUAAACUAUUUUCCUAAAUACCUUAA
This is a messenger RNA of Boleophthalmus pectinirostris (great blue-spotted mudskipper), 1822 nucleotides long. RefSeq names its product arylsulfatase family, member K (gene arsk). The transcript has 8 exons. The coding region runs from base 392 to 1717 and encodes 441 amino acids. Lineage: Eukaryota; Metazoa; Chordata; Actinopteri; Gobiiformes; Gobiidae. The record is from RefSeq and is a predicted model, not a curated record.